AUGGGGAGAAGUGCUUUUGCCCUGGUCCUUGCCCUUGCCCUGGCAGUCUGUGUUGCCCCUGUGGAGAGGAAGUGCCUUCUCUCCGGGUCGUGGCAGAGUGACACCAGCUCUCGGAUGGUUGUGUUCACCCUGGACAAGGACAACAGAUUCUCUGGUUCUUUCCUGCCGGGAUCUGCUGCUGGCAAUUCGGAACUCCUCACCUCACCACUGCAGGGGUCCCAGCAGGAUACAGGGUUGGCUCCACAGCCCACCUUCUCCUUCACCGUGAACUGGCGGCUCCGAGACUUAGAGACUGCCUGGACAACUGUCUUCCUGGGCCAGUGCUAUGUGGACACCAGUGGGGAGGAGACCCUGCAUGCCCUGUGGCUCCUGCGAGAGGCAUCCGACAGUCCUGAAGAGGACUGGAAAGCCACCCGGAUUGGCACCAAUAUCUUCACACGGAUAAAAUAA
Cinclus cinclus is the source of this 450-nucleotide messenger RNA. Its product is annotated as avidin-like. Gene Ontology annotation, molecular function: biotin binding. The record is from RefSeq and is a predicted model, not a curated record. NCBI's taxonomy places the organism in Eukaryota, Metazoa, Chordata, Aves, Passeriformes, Cinclidae. The coding region runs from base 1 to 450 and encodes 149 amino acids. The transcript is spliced from 4 exons.